AUGGCAGCGGCGGCGUCAUUCGCUUUCUCCCCGGCUCUUCGCUUCGCGUUCGUCCUGCUCCUCGUCUCCGGCGCGCUUCGACCGGUCGAAUCGGAGUGGAUCGAGGAAUCCGGCGGUUCGAGGAAGGGCGUGUCCCUCACGCGCUCCGCUCACGCGCAGCUCUUGCUACGCCCUCAUCCACUCACCCCCCCCCCUCUCUCGCUGCCUCUUGCUACCAUCUGCUCUGCUCCUGGCGCAGUCGCCUUGUCCUGCUUGAUUCCCCUUCUCUCCCUUCACCUGCCGGAACGAUCCAGUACAUGCACGCUCGCUGUCUCACCCUACUCUCCGCCCUCCCCUCCCCGGGCCUCCACCUGCCUCUCCCCCGCCCGUGCAGUUGUGAAGAGCCAGGUGGGGCCGGGCAAGCCCUUUCCGCUGGACCCUCACGGAAUCUAUGUGCUGUUGACCAGCGCUGAUGUCAUAUUUGGGGACUUUUGCAAGAAGUACUGCGGCUUUCACACCCAAGACUCGCUCAACUCCACCCCUCUGCGCUUCGCCUUUGUGGGGCACCACGGACAGUGCCCCAACUCGUGCGGGGUAAGGGGCACGUCACCCAACGGCAACCCUGCCAUCGAUGCUACUAUCACCACGCUUGCGCAUGAGAUCACCGAAGCUGCCACGAACCCGGACGUGAGAACGGGGUGGUUUGUUGACGAGGGCGGGGAGAACGCUGACAAGUGCUCAUGGGAUUUCGGCAGCACCAAGACCGUAUCCCUGCAGAACGGACAGAAAUACGAGUACAACUUGGUGGGGCUGAAUGGGAUGAAGUUCCUGGUGCAGCAGAACUGGGACUGUGUGCUGAACAAGUGCGUCCUGCAAAACACCCUGCCUUCUCAGGGUGGCGGCGGGGGAGGCACUCCCUCUCCUUCUCCUUCUCCUCCUUCUCCUUCUCCUCCUUCUCCUUCUCCUCGUCCUCCCUCUCCUUCUCCUCCUCUCCCCUCUCCGUCUCCUCGUCCUCCCUCCCCUUCUCCUCCUCCUGCCUCUCCUUCUCCUCGUCCUCCCUCUCCUCCUCCUUCCCCACCUCCCCCGGCUGGAGGCAGCGUGAGGAUGAAUUGUGAUUGCAACUGUGCGAGUGUUAGCAACCCCAUGGGCUGCCAGUGCUCCUGCACCAAGACAGGGUGA
Messenger RNA from Closterium sp. NIES-65, 1158 nucleotides. Lineage: Eukaryota; Viridiplantae; Streptophyta; Zygnematophyceae; Desmidiales; Closteriaceae. The record is from the annotation of a GenBank genome assembly.